AUGGAUUUGUUUGCACGUGCACGGAGUGUCGUUGACCAGCGUCGUGCGACGUCGAUUAUGACGCGUCACGACAGCAAUCAGGACCAGGAACAAGACGAUGGCGAUUGCGUUAUAAGCGGUUCCGAGACUAAAGUACGCUUGAUUCUGGAUGGAAUGAAGGCGAGUACAUCUUGGGGUGAAAAGGAGCACGAGGGAGAGGAAAAACGACUGUUGGAUGAGCUGGAAACUUGCGUUUUGGACGCCAAGAGCCGCCAAGCGCUCGAAAAACUGCCGAAACGCAUGUGCGCCUAUGAAUUUAAACCUGGUGAUAUUGCUUGGAACUGUAAAGUUUGUCAGGUGGACGAAACGUGUGUCAUGUGCAACAAUUGCUUUAUUUCUAGUGAUCAUGAAGACCAUGAAGUGUUUUUCUACUAUACACAAAGUGGAGGCUGCUGUGAUUGUGGAGAUACUGAAGCCUGGGCGUCCGAAGGUUUUUGCACACGACACAAGGGAGCACAAGAUGCAGACCCGCUGAGCUUUUUGCCGCCGGAUUUGCUGGUGAAUUCACGUGAAUGUAUCGUGGAAGUGAUGAAGUUAGUACUGGAUGCAAUAAAGGAAGCUAGAUUCGGCUCGGUGAUUUAUUCGAGCGACUUGGACGUGGUGCGGGAUAAACUGGCGAGUCAGUUACCGGAUAGACGCUAUUCAGUUAUUGUGCACUAUAACGAAUUGCAAACGUCGCAAGAAUUUGCGACAGCGUUAAAUAAGGCCCACCCUGCGAUUGCUUACCAAAUGCUCAAGAUUGUCGGUGAAACAUCGUCGCAGAAGCAGAGCACUGUGCGAGCGAAGGCAUCUCGCGAAGAUGUUCUUGAACUUGCAUCAUCCUUGCACAAGCAUGGAAUUGUGGCUUCUAUUGUAUCGUGCGAAUACAAAGCAAGGGUGCCCUUGAUCAACUCGUUGCUUCAAUGGCUUGCUUCACUAGCAAAUCUUUCAGACGGGCUUUGUCGCCUGAUUUGUGAAAGGAUGUGCGCUGUGGAGAAUUUAGAGCAUACCUGUUGCAGCAUGGAAGUCGAUGAAGUAUACGAUUAUCCGAUGCUCCGGGCUGUUAUAAUGGCUGAUUCGUUCUUGCCCAAAACUGGAAGCGAUGCUCUUCACAGCCUGCUAAUGGCUCUUUUGGCCGACCCCCUUUUUAAGCAAGCAUUUGCAAUCUCGUUUACGUCGUCGUACCGCCAGCUUUAUCGAGAAUUUGCUGCGGGAGUUGGCAGCUCAACGGCCACCAUAUUAGCAUUCAGCGUGCAGUUCUUUAAUCGGGCCACCUUUGUGAAAAAACUGGUUGCCGAACAUGACCUUCUGGAAGUGCUGGUAAAUUCAGUUCUUGAGACCCUGCGCAAGAAGGAGAAAACAGAGUUCGUCGAUAUUGCGUUUGAAGAUACCUGGGAUAACAUGGUACACGUGCUGCAUCCAGAUUAUAACCGAGAACUCGAUAUAUGGGAUGUGUUUGCGAUGGGCAUCCAGCGUUCGCAGGGGCCUACACUACGAGACGUCAAUGUAAGCACCCUAGUACUCGAAGCUGAACGAGCAGGUUACCACAUUAGAUACCAAAGAGAGGUGUCGCCAUUCUUAAGUUUGCCCCCUGAAACCGAACUUACUGGACGGUUCAUGCUAGAUGUCACGUCACCAGUUUUCGUGUGCCGCCGCUACAUGUCAGGCUUGCUGGAUUUGCGAUAUGUCCUGCAAAUUGAGGGCAUUUCCGAAAGUUUUGUGCUGGACAAAGGGGGCUCGCGUCUAGCUCGCUUUUUGCUUUAUCUUGCCUUCAUUCAAGGGGCAUGCUCAGAGGUUCGACGGUUUGGAGAUCAUGUUGAGAUGGAAUCACGUGGGUGGGUUGUGACCGUGGAGUUCGUGUCAACGACUUCAGAUGUGUCUUCGUGGGUUGUAUCAAACGCUUUCAAGACUGCUGGCGGGCCUGAGGUUAUGCAUUCUCCGGAGGCGUCACAGCAUUUGAUUACAAAGCUCUUAAAAGCAAUACUGGAGGCUUUUUACUUUUGGUUAGCAUCAGCUGGCAAGUAUUUCCCUCCUCCGGAUUACCAGGUUGGCGACACUCUUCGUGCAGACCAGCUUGAGACGGCAGUGUCAUGUCACUUCCCCCUCCAGCGCACGCUAUCACAAUUGAUUCGGGCGUUAAGUGACUCUGCGAACGGUUUGGAUACCUUUCUGUCUAUGCUUCAAAGCAGUGUGUUGAAGAACGAUGAAUCGGUGUGGAUUCACGAUGUUGAUAGUCCCAUCGGGUUUUGGCAUCGGGUGCAUUUAAUCGAUCCUGUGCUACAAGCAAUUGUAUGGGAUGCUCAAGUGCAUUCUGGAUUGUGGGUGCGCAAUGGCAUGUCAGUGGUCAACCAUAGUAUGAACUACGGUGAGCCACCGUUCUGUGCUCGAUUCCGUGAUCUUGAUCUACUGUUGCUUCAGUUUAGUUUCCAGCUUUUGGGCGUCGAUUGGAUAAUGACAUCGAUCAUGCAGCGUUUUGACGCCAAAGCGUGGUAUGAAGCAGUACAAAGCUCCGACGCAAAAGAGGCAGAGCUAAUGGUGACCGAGUGUUUAGCUCUGUUAUCGCAGCUCGCGUCCGAGUUGCCACCAAAGAUGGCAGAUGGAGACGCUAUGCGUAGCCUAGUUCCGUAUCUGCGCCGAGAAAUUGUUCAGCGUCUGUGCGUUGGACCUUGUGCACACAGUGACUUAUCUAAGAUUGCAAAUGAGUUUUUCUUAAGUCGCGAAAACCUAUUUCCGGUCAAUUUCUCAGGAGGUCCGAUUCUAGAUCAAAUCUUGAAAGAGGUGUGUGUGGAGGCAGGAUUUUCAGCAUCUUCUGGCGCCGCGGAUUCACAAAAUGGAGGUAAAUUUCAGUAUCGAUUAAAGCCGGAGCUGUACGCAGAGUAUAAUCCGACUUUUGCACAUCUGACGCGAAAGCAACAUGAAUCAGCUCAUGAAAACUGGUUUCAACACCGUCUCCGCUCGUCUAAGAAACGAGAACAGGAGCAAGUAGACGGCAGUCCAAACGACACUCACUCGACUUGGCUUGAUUUCCCAAUGGUGAACAUAUUUUUACCAUGUCCGCUAGGCUUUCGACUGUCUCGCAUAUCAAUUUUGCACGAAGAUGCGCGACGACUGGUGUACGAGUCGUUGUGGCGUGCCACAACUGAUGUCCAUAGCAGCCUCAGUGUUCUUUCAAGAGCUGUGCACUUGUUCACGCUUCAGCUGUAUGUCGUGGAAGACACCCGUUACUUUCAAACGAUGAAUCCUGCCUCGGACGCAGAACACUUCGAACUCGAGCGAGCUUCUCGGAUAACAGACAACUUUAUUGAGUGGGUUUCCCAAGACCAGCCCAGACUGUACUCGGGCGCAAAUUCACGCUGCGCGAUUUUGUAUCUUCUGUUGAAGCUGAACCCUUGGUCAAGCCACGGCGGAAGUGCAAGCAUGACAAAGUUAGACGGUGACCAAAAACACGAGAUUGGCCGUGGAAUUGACUGGCUACUACAUCGGCUGUCCCGCAUUAGUCCUGAAUGCCGAAGUGUAGUGGAGCAACAUCAAGUGAACGAGCAAGAGUCGCGUGACGAAGCUGCACGCAAGUUGGCCUUGGCGCAAAGACGAAAAGAAGCACAAAUGCGGGCAAUGCAGCAGAUGCGAAUGCGACAAGCUGCCUUUGCUGAGCAAAUGAAAGCGAUGGCAAACGACACUGAGCAUGCUUCUGCUGGAGACGAUGAAUCAGGCACUGAGGGUGAACGCGAAAAGCACAUACCGAAUGCAUCUGAUGCUGCAGGUGAUGACAGUGAUGUUGAAAUGGGUGGGAGUGGUGAUAUAAUGGAUGACGAUGCGCUCGUGGUGGAGUGUGCAAUGUGCCACUCGAUGAACUCUGAAAACAGCUUUAUGUGCUACGUUGGUUUUGCCCAGUGCUCACCCGCUCUUUCUCGACUAAAUGGUGGCUCGCAUGAUCAGUUUCUAAGUACACCUAUGGACGAGAUGCACGUCGGUGAAGACAUACCUGUGCACGUGCGUCUGUGUGGCCAUUCCGUGCACCAGAAGUGCUGGGAAUCAUAUCAUACCUCCCAGUUCCAACGUGCAAUAACUGGUGGGCAUCAUCGGCAUGCGUUGAAUGCUGUUGACGUCACAAAGAAGGAGUUUUUGUGCCCACUAUGCAAAUCAAUCUCGAACGUGCUGAUCCCGACAACAACGGACCAAGAAAGCAAAUUUCUUCCAACUAUGAAGCGCAGGGUAUCGAUCGGCGGGACUGAAGAGAUAUCCAUGGCUACUGUAACACAGUUGGAAAUGGUUCGCUGGCUGGAGCAUGCCGUUAGGACUAAGGAGGAGCAUGUUGCUACAGACGCUGGUGUUGAUGGGUCAACAGAUAUUAACAAAGAAGCGAAUGCGGCACUGUCGGAACAAAAGCUCGAUUCAGCUUCUAUUUUGUCAAGUAGUGAGAAUCCUGAGGAAAUGCAGCACAUGAUUAAGUGGUUAGAUGACGGUCUGUCGUCACUCUGCAUGGCAGUCCACAAGGUAGCGUGUGGUGCCAUGCAAAAGUCCCAGCCGGAACGAUACACUACCUCUGGUUGCAACGCACUGUUUCACACAUUGCUUUGCUCUUUUCUUGAUGCGCAUGACUCGGAUCAGUUGCGAGAGCACCUCUUUCUGGGAGCCAUGCGUUUCUUACCGCUGAUGCUAAGACAUGUCAGCACACGCUUUCUUACGAAUCCUUCCACGACACCAACUGAUUUGUACGAGAAAAUUCUUCACUUACUAUAUUAUGGAGGGUCGGAUAUUCUUUCUGAUGGAACCGUGUUGCUUGAGAGCGAGCAUCCAAGCACACAGACACAAACGCGAAAGCAGAGCCAGUGGGGCAAGGUACGAUGGCCUCAGAAACCACUGUUGCUUAAUCAUUUGGGUAGCGUGCUGAUGAAGGGUCUACUUUUCGCGAAAAGUGAAGAAGAUGCGGUAUAUAUCGCUCGGCUUGUGGUGCUUGCACGCCUAGUGCAAACGUUGCUGUGGUAUGCCAUCACGCGGACAGAGGAGUUCACUAAUGCGAUGGCCGACGAUCUCGCGUUUUCGGAGGAAAACGUAUCGCUUUUCACUGCCUGCUUUUCUGCGAAUACUGCUACUGCUAUUGAAGGUCACUAUACAAAUGUAGAGGACGCUGUGGGGCAUGAAUUGGAGCUACUUCUGGAAGCACUUGUGAAUAGGUGUGACGGUGCUUUCGACGUGGAGCCUGUUGCAAAUAGGCGGCAGCUUCUGAAUGUCGUUGCAUGUGAAGUUGUACCUCUUGCCAAGGUGGCUACAUUCAUGAUUCGGUCCUUGACAACGCAAGCUACGCCACACCAUCGUUAUGGCUCGACAGCGGCUUCGAAGCCAAUAUUUAUUACGCAAGAAGACGUCCUCACCGUCGGGUUUGUAAAGUUGAACGCUCUACAGCUCCACGAAUCAACAGACAAUAAAGAGCGGGCAGUUCUCGCUCAGCUCGUAUUUGGGUGGGUACAUCGUUUCAAGGCUGCAUACGAAGAAAUGAACGACCCACACGAUGUUCUUCAGCAGUGGCUCACGACUGCCAAUGUGGAUCGCACCCAGAAGCUGAUGUUACCGUCAGUGCUGAGCCGGGACCUGCAUACUAUGCACUCGACCAUUUCGGUGUUUAGUUCGGGUUCAAAUCGUACCCGGUAUCUCCGCUCGUUGCCUCGACCGUACGUGAAGUUUUACUCGGAGCUGGCAAAGCGCAAAUGUCAUGCGUGUCACCAGUUCCCCGCGCGACCUGCUGUCUGUCUUUUGUGUGGAAUGCUGCUUUGUGCUGCUAACACAUGUCCAUCAAUUCAUCUGGACAAGGGUGGGUACCCGGACGAGGCCAACCCAGAGGGCGCCGUGCUGCUGGUAUACUGGAAAUUGGCAGCUUAUGUGGGAAGCCUUUACGUGGACGAGUACGGCGAAGAAUUUGGCGAACGUAAUCGAGAGCUCAGCAAAGGGCGUCCGUUAUAUUUGAAUGAGGAGCGGCGUGAGCGGCUCUUGCGACUGUGGUUACGCCACGAGAUUCCUAACGAGGUUGUCAAGAUUCAAAAUAGCUCGGAGCGUGUUAUUCGCAAUAGUCACUACUAG
Molecule: messenger RNA, 6093 nt
Organism: Peronospora farinosa
Lineage: Eukaryota; Oomycota; Peronosporomycetes; Peronosporales; Peronosporaceae
Source: the annotation of a GenBank genome assembly